AUUUACACAGUCAUUAUUAAAACAUGAGGAAGGCCAAGUUACACAUCACCGUGGUUACGGCAAAAUCACUUUUUCGACCUUUAUUUCAAAUUUCACACACACAAAUUUCACGUAUUUUUAACUACAGAAUACAGGCGUUACAGAGAUACCAAUUUUUAAGCAAGAUGUCGGUGAAGUGCAUGUACAGUUUGCUGGACAAAAUGCUUUUGUCUUUGUCCUGCAGCAAUCUGACUGGUCAUGUAAACCAGAAUGCAAAAGGUAUGAAAGGAAUAAGUUACAACAAUAUAAAAGCAGAUGAUGUCUACCCAGGAAAUCGGAAGCAUGCUAGCCGAUACAAGCCAUACAGAACGACAAUUUCAAGGCGUUAUCGAAAGAUGGCUCGACAGCCGCAUGAUUCAGAAAACCUCGAUUUAAUGAAGAAGGACAUUAAUCAGUUGAAAUCGUACAAACACACUGAUAAAACCAACCCCCUUUACCGUUCGCUUUACGCUUACAAGAAAUCCUAUUAUAAGUUUAAAUGUAUCGACAAAAAAAUUCGCAAAUCAUUUCAUAACUUUAGCGACUUUGAAAUGAACCAAUUGUCAAGGAAGGUGGCCAGUUUCAGAUUGAGUAAGACAAGUAAGGAUAAAAUAAUGUGGCCUCCACUCUACAAAUACAAAGGGAACAUCGAAAAAAGACCAAAGCCACAGACUCCCCAUCCGCAAGGAAGCAAAAGGUUGAUUCUGAAGCUCACGACCAAAUCGUAUCCUCACGAAAUACUCCAACCACUUUAUCCUAGUAAAGGGCAUGCCGAUACAGUUAUUCCUAACCAAGUUACUGUUAAAGUAGCAGAAUUGAGGAAAGAUGUGAAAGGAAAAGAAGAAACGAACAAAGAUAAAAAUGCUGUAGAAAAAAAAGAUGAAGAAAGCAAAAAAGUGUCUAAAGAGGAAGUUGAAAAUUUGAAAAUGAAAAUAAAAUUGCACAAACAGUCUAAUAUUUACUUAGACAGCAUCAACCGUCUAUGCUACAAAUUGGAAAAUAUGACAGAUAAAAAGCCAGAAUCUAUUGUACACUAUUUGAAAUCCUCUUUAAAAAAAGAACUGGAUGAACUGAAAGCUGUAGCACCAAAUAAAUACAGGGAAUUGAUGAAAGAAAAUAAAUUUCAUCAACUUAAGCUUGAUAUGCAUAUUACUAGUGAGAGACUAAGAGAAAUCACUAAAGAUAGCAGUCGUUUGAUGAGUGUAAAAACAGAAAGUCAUAAAGUGAAAAACAAACAAAAUGUAAUUUCAAAAGACAAAGACAAAGAUGCAAAAAUUGCCCGAGAAUCUAGAAAUGAAGAACUCAGUGAAAUUCCAGCAUCUCCUGCAGAGUUACUGCAAAGUUCUAAUCCUGCCCAGUCUAUAUUUUUAACAGCAAAAACUACCAAUAAAACAACAGCAAGAGCUUUCUCGACACACCAUUUCUUUGACGAUGUAGACACUUCAUUAUCUCUGAAAAUAGAAGAAAAGCCAUUAGAUAUAGCCUUAUCACGCGAAAAAGAAGGAAAAUAUGCAAGCUAUAUAAACUCUAACCUCAACAACAAAAAAGUGUUAAAGUACAUGAUGGAAAAACACAAAGGGUACUUAGAAUCAAAGAGCAAGAAGGACAGGCUAAAGUCAGAGAAAUUCAAGCUGGAUAGUAAAGAUUUUAACAUGACAAAAAAUUGCUCUGAACACAAAUUUCUUUCGGUGUCAGCGGGUAGGGAGAAAAUGAAUAUUAAAUUAAAGGAAUUUCAAACCAGAUUAAAAUCUUACCAAAGUGACAAAACAAGUCAGCCAAUUUUUGAAGCAAAAAAUAACAUGCUUCAGACAACAGAACAAAUGAUAACACCAGUUGCCCAACCUGAAGAACUAGGUAAUACUGAAAUCGAGCAUUUAAAAACAGAAACACUGAGCAUCCCUGUGGGACUAUUUAAUAGCCAAGGAAUGUCGUUACUUACUACAAAAAGAUUUUAUUCGACUUCACCGAAAGUAAACAAUAGCACUUUGAAAAAAAUUGCUGAGAAUAAGAUGGCUUACCAACCCCUCUACUUUUACAAGAAGGAUAUUACGAAUGGCGAUGACCCAUCCAAAACCAGUCCUUUCAACGAACGGGCAGUAGUAAAUCCGCCUUCCACGGUUGACAGAGUCAAUACAAGAAUUAAAGUUAAUUUGGAUAACUUGGUAGGUACCGGCCAAAUAAAAAUCAAUUUGGAAAAAAUGGACGACUUAAAGUUGGGUAGGACGACCAUACCUACGACCAGCUCUCAAUAUUUACAAACAGUCACUUUUCCUAGUAAAAAUGAACCAUUGUCUAAACUAAAAAAGAACGUACUGCAGCUGAAAAAACUGAUUCAUGAGAAGUUGGGAAAAGAGUAUGUAGGUACAAACAAGAUAGCGUAUGAUGUGCCUUAUGCAAUCACUGCUCCGAAGAAAAGUGAUUUGAAGUCACUCUCUUCUCCAACCUGCACAAACAGAAGAACAGAAAUCAAUCCGAUUGCUGAGAUGACAUCUCCAUGUAUUUGUGAUAAUAAAAACAUAGAAGAUAAUACUAUAAACAAGUUGGAGUUGCCGUUUAAACAAGAAUCAGUAUUGGAUAUGAGAGAAAUGAGCUUAGAAGAAAAAAAUGCAAGUGAUAAGUUAAACGCUAAACCUAUUUCAGAUAAUGAAAAAUCACAUGAUUCGUGGAAAAUGCAAAUUCGGGAGACUGUUUUUAAUAAUAGUCAAGUCGACAAUAGCAUGAUCAAUCAGCGAAGUGGGAUUCUUUUGAAUCACCCAGAUGUGUCGUUUCCGAUGAAAGAAACAGGCUUCUUUUCUGGUGGUCUAAAACUACCACCUCCUUGUGAAUUUGAUGGAACUAAUACAGCAAAUGUCAAACAGGACAGUAUAGAAGCAAAAGAGUGUGGUUCUGUUAUGCCACAAAAGAAUGAGAAUAAUCCCAGCCGAUUGCCGAAAGAAUCUCACGAGCAGUUAUUAAAAUCAAACACUUCACCUGAUGCUAAAACAACAACCGUAAGUAAAGCCACCGAGAAACCCGUUAAUACAAAAUUGUUACAAGAAAUGAGAGCUGAAGUUCAAAAGGCAUAUGAAAAAUCACUUCAAGAUAUUACAUCCGAAGUACUUAAAGGUAGUGAAAGUCAAAGUACAAAUAGUAAAGACCCAAAACCCUACUUAGAAAGUAAAACUGGAGUGUCAAGUUCUGAUAGAAGUAGAUGUUCUCAAAAAAUAAAACGUACAAAUAAUAAUUUGAGAAAAAUUAAGUCAAUGGAAGGAGUUCACAAUUUGUUCGAAGAAUUGUAUGAUACAAGUAGAAAAGAGGUUGCACAAUUGACUUCCCGAUCACUCGACAGGCUUGGGCAUAAACAAUAUCUAAGUAAAUUUGACAGCUUGAUGAGCAGGAUAGCUGAUAAAAUUUACAACAGAGAUUCAUCAAAAAAUCAUAAAUAUGUUUCCAAAGAUGAUGGAAAGAAAAACAUGUCAGGCAUAUCAUCUAAAAUAAAUUCGUCAUUCCCUCCCUGGAUGAAAAGCAUUUUUGAAAAAAAGAAGUAUAGCUUUAAUAAUUCAAAUGUUAUUGACUGUAGAGAUAAAUCAAACAUCAAAUUGGAAAUUUCAGGCAUUUCAGGAAAUGUGGCUUUAAAUUUAACAAGGGAUAGCAAAAAUGGCGCUUUGCAAGCUACACUCUCAUUACCGAACUGUGUCGUUGCACAGAAUUCCAACAAGGAAAUAGCUUGGUUAGAAAAACAUCAUAAAGCAAAACAUGAAUUAUUUAAUAAACAAAACCCAAAGUUUAGUUCCCUUACUUUUACAAAAAAAGAAAAUUUAUCAGAUGCAAAAGAAAAAGAUUCUUCAAUAUUAGCUUGCCAGAAAAAAUCAGCGGCUUCACCCAAUGAAGAAAAUCCAACUUUAAAAUCCAGCGAAACAGACUCAACAAAAAAUUGUACAAGUGAUGCAAAUCUCCAUUCAGAUCAACUGGCUAAAAAAGAGGAAGCAGCUCCAAAAAAAGAAGAUACUUCAAUUAAGAGUAGUGAGAAAUGCACAGAUAUUCCCCAGCCCAUAAAAGCACUCAAAAGUGAAGAAAAUGUAAAAGUUGAAAGUUGUGACAAACCAGUUAUUUCAAAAAGUGAAGAAACACUUAUGUCAGCCCCUCCAAACAAUAAGUUAGAAAAGAACGAAAAUGUUGAAAAACCAAAAGACACUUGUCCAAGCAAGACCGAAGUAACACCUCAAUUGUCAAAGAGUGAAGUCAAAUUAGAAAAUGUCCCCAAGGUUAGCAGACCCCCUGAACCAUCAGAUAAAAUCUGUCCUAAAGCUAGUUCAACAGAAAUUACUCAAGAAGUUAAAGCUGAAUUGCAACAGGCUAAAUGUUCAACGGAUGAAAAACCAAAUGAGCCAAAGAAAAAAGAAGAGUAUUAUUCUCGUCGAGAAUCUAGUAGGCCAUCUUCUCCAUUAAGUUCAAAAACAGACAUCCAAGAGUGCCUUCCAAGAACAUCUAUAGAAAAAUCAACACCAAUGAUGAGUCUGUGUACAGUGAGACCAAGGAUUAAACCAAUAAAUCCUGGUAAAAGAAAGACACGCCCGAUUCCUUCAGAAGACAAAAGUGAAACUUGCAAUAAUGAUAUGUAUAUGCCACCAAAUAUUAAGAAUUUUAGUAAAACAGAAGAAUGUAAAACAAGCUCAAAGAAGAAAGCUUUUAACGCAGCGCAAAUCAAAGCAAGUGAUAUUCCAAAUAAAAUGUUUCACAUACAGCAGCCAAUGUUGAAGUGUUUCAUAGUCCCUGAAGGGAAUUUAUGUCCAUUAACUCCCGAGAAAAGUAGCUCCUGCAGUUCCUUGCCAUCAGGAUGUAAGACUAAUAUGAAAAACCCUGCUGAUAAAAAAAUAAACAAUCGAAAGAAUUGCUUGUCUAUGGCCAAGAGAGAAAGUGAAAAAGAAGCUUCGAUUCAAAGAAAUGUAAUCUAUCCCAGAUCACGGUCAAAAAGUCCAGAGAAGCUGUUAAAGUAUGAAUCAGCAGAAUGUAAAGAAGACAAGGUGAGGCUAGAUGAGCAUGAAUUUGAAAACGACUUUGUCCCUGAUAUUCCAAAUGUGACAUCGGCCAAAUCACAAGUGACCUUAUUUGAUACUAAAAGCAUUUCAGUCACAGUGCCUGAAACAGAUGAUUUCACUAAAAAACUAAAACUACCGUGCCUGUCUGCAGAAUAUGAGAAAACAUGGUACACUGAAGCAGGUCUAAACAACACUAGGCCGACUUCAAACAAUUAUUAUUAUAAAAUUUCAGACAUGUUCUUUCCCAAAAUGUAAAAUUUUGUACUUGUAGUCUAAUAAAACUUGAACAAGAAACCUUUUUUUUUCGUA
Molecule: messenger RNA, 5345 nt
Organism: Cimex lectularius (bed bug)
Lineage: Eukaryota; Metazoa; Arthropoda; Insecta; Hemiptera; Cimicidae
Exons: 3
Coding region: 24-5291 (1755 amino acids)
Source: RefSeq, a predicted model, not a curated record